Mytilus trossulus (common blue mussel) is the source of this 1595-nucleotide messenger RNA. RefSeq names its product zinc finger protein OZF-like. Gene Ontology annotation, biological process: regulation of gene expression. Gene Ontology annotation, cellular component: nucleus. Lineage: Eukaryota; Metazoa; Mollusca; Bivalvia; Mytilida; Mytilidae. Bases 64 to 1512 code for a protein of 482 amino acids. The transcript has a single exon. The record is from RefSeq and is a predicted model, not a curated record.
CAUGACAGAGUUGUACAGGAACACAUCUACUGGAGAUAAACAUUAUCAAGAGGACCUUUUAAGAUGUUAGAGGGAGGAGAGGAUUUAGGCACAACCAACGGUACUAUACAGAGACACUUAGACACACAGGAGGAUAAAACACAACAUAAAUGUGAUGUCUGUGCUAAAACAUUUAGUCGAAGAGGUAACUUAAAGAGACACAUGAGUACACAUACGGGUGAAAAACCUUAUAAAUGUGAUUUAUGUGCUAAAGAAUUUAGUCAAAGGGGUGAUUUAAAAAGACACGUGAGAACACAUACUGGUGAUAAACCUCAUAAAUGUGAUGUUUGUGGGAAAGGGUUUAGUGAAAAUGAUAACUUACAGAAACACAUGAGAACACAUACUGGUGAUAAACCUUAUAAAUGUGAUGUAUGUAUUAAAGAAUUUAAACGAAAUGAUGACCUAAAGAGCCACUUGCAAACACAUACUAGUGAAAAACCUCAUAAGUGUGAUUUAUGUGGUAAAGGAUUCAGACAGCUUCGUUAUGUACAAAGACACAUGAGAAUACAUCAUGGUGACACACCUUAUGAAUGUGAUGAAUGUGGUAAAAGAUUUAGUGAGCAAGGAAGUUUAAAGAAACACAUGAGAACACAUACAGGUGUUAAACUUUUUGACUGUGAUGUAUGUGGUAAAGGAUUUAUUGAUCAAGGUAAUUUGAAAACACAUGCAAAAACACAUACAGGUGACAAACCUUAUGACUGUUGUGUAUGUGGUAAAGGAUUUAGUGAGAAAAGAAAUUUACAAAGACAUGCAAAAACACAUACAGGUGACAAACCUUAUAACUGUGAUGUAUGUGGUAAGGGGUUUAGUGAGAAAAGUAAUUUACAGAGACACAUGACAAUACAUACAGGUGACAAACCUCAUGAGUGUGUUCUCUGUGAUAAAAGGUUCAGUCAGCUUGAUCAUUUACAGAGACACAUAGGAACACAUACAGGUGACAAACCUCAUAUCUGUGUUCUCUGUGAUAAAAGGUUCGGUCAGCUUGGUCAUUUACAGAGACACAUAAGAACACAUACAGGUUACAAACCUCAUGAAUGUAAUGUGUGUGGUAAAAGGUUUAGUGAGAAUGGUAGUUUGAAAAAUCAUAUGAGAAUACAUACUGGAGAUAAACCUCAUGCGUGUGAUGUAUGUGGUAAAAGGUUUACUCAGCUUGCUGGUUUACAAAUGCACAUGAGAAUACAUACGGGCUAUAAACCUUAUGACUGUGAUAAAUGUGGGAAAGCGUUUAGUUAUCAUAAUAGUUUUCAGAUUCACAUGAGAACACAUACAGGGGUUAAACCUUAUGACUGUGAUAUAUGUAGGAAAGCGUUUAGUUAUCAUAAUAGUUUACAGAUUCACAUGAGAACACAUACAAGUGAUAAACCUUGUGACUGUGGUGUAUGUGGCAAAUGGUUUAAACAACUUGACAGUUUAAAGAUACACAUGAGAAUACACACUGAGGAUAAAGCAGAUUACAAACCCUUAGAUAUGUGAGGCGGCCACACUUUGAAAUAUUUUGUUUGCCCAAACCCUACCCAAAGGUUGAGACAGUGGGUAGGUAGGUAGGCAUUUUCUUU